Anarrhichthys ocellatus (wolf-eel) is the source of this 3013-nucleotide messenger RNA. It is a transcript of the gene jmjd4, whose product is annotated as jumonji domain containing 4. The transcript has 6 exons. The record is from RefSeq and is a predicted model, not a curated record. Gene Ontology annotation, biological process: positive regulation of translational termination; protein hydroxylation. Gene Ontology annotation, cellular component: nucleus; cytoplasm. Bases 758 to 2053 code for a protein of 431 amino acids. Gene Ontology annotation, molecular function: 2-oxoglutarate-dependent dioxygenase activity; sequence-specific DNA binding. NCBI's taxonomy places the organism in Eukaryota, Metazoa, Chordata, Actinopteri, Perciformes, Anarhichadidae.
CUUCAGAAUGUAAUGAGGGAUCCAGGCAGCAGAUGAGCUCAGCUGAGGCGUUCAGACUGGCAGCUUCAGUUUUGGUAGAGCGACCUUUUCUAUCGAAAACGACCGCAUUACGCAUGCGUCAGUACAACGUUAUAAACCCUCUUAGCGUGUAUCACUUCUUCUCGGAUGCAAUUAUAUCCGUCCCACACCACCAUUGAUCGAAAACAACAUUUACCUCGCUGGGCUGAGCAUGACGUUACCCAUCGGUAUCGCUGAUGUUUAUUACGGAAGUGACGUCACGCAGGAGCACGUCUGUAUUUACUGUCCGCCUUGAAAAUGACUAUUGUCAGAGAAAAGGCUACCGCGGCAUAAUCGUCGUUAGCUAGGGUGGCGGUUUUUGAUUUAGCAAAAAAAUAAAAAUACCUACAGUGUUCGUAUUAAAUACAUUGAAACGGCAAUAUAGGAAGUAGUGACAAUAAAUAAACACCAACGGUAUAUUAUAUGUCCGUCGGUCAGGAACCAUAUAACCUGCUAUAUCUUCUUCGGGAUGGAGUCAUAUGCAGCGACCUGUUGUCAAAAUAGAAAAUAAAACACGUUUUAGCAUAAUGUAUGAUUUGCAGCCUAAUCUAGCCUGUGUUUGACAGCGUUAGUAAAAAGCCGUUUGCUAUGUAACGUCAAACUAAUCGACCUGCUAGCUUAUUAUUACCGUUUCUUGCUGUCCAACCGGUGACAGCUAGCUAGGCUUGCUAACAGGCUAGCCGAGGUCUUGUUUACCAUUAUGGACGGGGAGACGUACCGUAACUGCUGCAGCCUGGUCAAAAUGCCAAGGCAGUCGUACGAACAGUUCUGGUCUUCACAUUUUGUAGAUUACAUCGACAAGGAGCUGAGCUAUUCUAAGUUUUUCAAGAAAUACUUGAUUCCCAAUCACCCGUGUAUGUUUUCAAGAAGGUUUACGGAGGGCUGGAAGUGUAGAAAACAAUGGGUGUCCGAGAUGGGGAAGCCCAAUUUCCAGAAACUGCUACAAGAGUUCGAUGAGACUCCUGUUCCUGUUGCAAACUGCAAUGCAAAGGAGUACAAUGCAAACCCUAAACAAGUAAUGCCUUUUAAAGAAUUUAUACAAUACUGGAAGGAAUACAUCCAGAAUGGCCACUCAUCACCUAAAGGAUGUCUUUAUCUUAAAGACUGGCACAUGUCAAGGGACUUUCCAGAGCAUAAUGUUUACACCACACCAGUCUUCUUUUCUUCUGACUGGCUUAAUGAAUACUGGGAUACACUUGAAGUGGAUGACUACCGAUUUGUCUACAUGGGACCUAAGGGCUCAUGGACCCCGUUCCACGCCGAUGUGUUCCGCUCCUACAGCUGGUCUGCAAACAUCUGCGGCAGGAAGAAAUGGCUCCUGUAUCCUCCAGGUCAGGAGGAGUUUUUACGCGACACUCACGGCAACCUUCCUUAUGAUGUAACGUCGGCCGAGCUUCGAGACAGAGGUCUUUUUCCACACUCUGAAGAAGCCUGUCAACCCCUCGAAAUUAUUCAAGAGGCGGGUGAGAUCAUCUUCGUGCCCAGCGGCUGGCACCAUCAAGUUUAUAAUCUGGAAGACACCAUCUCUAUUAACCAUAACUGGUUGAAUGGCUGCAAUGUAGACAUCAUGUGGCAGUUCCUUCAGAACGAGCUCUCGUCUGUUCAAAAGGAGAUAGACGAGUGGAGAAACACGAUGGACUCGUGGCAUCAGCACUGCCAGGUUAUUAUGAAGGCCUGCUCUGGUAUCAACUAUGCAGAAUUUGCAUCGUUCCUGAAAAUCAUUGCCGACAACCGAAUUGCUUUCCUGAAUGCUCGUUCCUCUGGGGAUUCCUGCGAUUACCCUCGGCAUCUCUCGGAGACCCUCACCACACUUGGACCUUACCAUGCUGCCUUUGACCUACAAAGAGUGGCUCACGUUAUUGAAUGCCUACUCUGCAAUGAAGACUUCAAGCGGCUUGAUCAUUCAACUUUGACUUUGCAGCCAGAAACCAUGUUGCAGCAAAUUCGGGACACCAUACAGUCCACAAGGGGGCAGCACCUCCUUUAUCAGGAAUAAGAUGUUCAGCGGUGUCGCCUCAAUGUUACCUUCGUCUGGAAAUGGCUUGAAUGAAAAGUGCCAAUUUGUACAGUGCGAAUAAAAGGAUAAAGGUGUUACCACACCUUUGGUUUGAGAUCAACGGCAAUCUCAAAUGUUUAUUAUGAAUGUUUGGAAUUUGUUUUGCACUGAAAUAUGGAUAAAUUUAAAAAAAAGAAAAUACAUAUUGAGUUUUUGUAUUGCUUUUUUGUAUGUUUAUUCAGCAACCACCAAUACCAUACCACUGUUGGUAUAUCCUGUAUCGUGCUGAAAAUAGAUCUGCUAAAUAAUUAUUAUAUUGGGGUGAUUAUUAUAAAAUCACCCCAAAGAGUAGAUUUUAUUGCAAACAAAACAAAAAUCCUCACAAAAAUGGAUUAGUGCCACACAGCUGUGAAGCAAUGACAGUGUAACAUACUGUACUUCAGGGUUCUGUCUGUAAGAAGUCUGUCAGAUGGGAUGUGCGUCACAUUUGAGGGAACAAUAAAACAUCCUUCUCUUCAGUUAAUAUUCACGUCUUUAGGCCACCAGUCUGGCACAGAAGCCUCGAGUGUCACUGUGGUGUCAUCGGAAGAUUUGAGUGUCAACGCUUCUUUGGCAUGAGCCAAGCGGAUUAGGCUCAGGCCCAGCUCUCCGACCCCUGCUCGGUGCUUCCCAGCUGGCUUGCCUGUCUGCGUUUGCAGCGUAGCUCCUUCCUCGAGGGCUUGGACCGGGGCUGACAAGCGUACUGGCAUCAGGCGUUUCCGAACCACCCCAGUGUGAUGAGUCCUGGCUGUGAGCUCCUGGCCAAUGUAACAGCCCUUGCUGAAGCUGAUACCCUCCAUGUAGACAAGAUUUGACUCUAGCGGUAGUGCCAGCCCAGGAGGAAGGUCCCUUACUCCCUCAGGAAGCCCUAGACAACAAUGACAGUAAAGGAUAUAAACAAAACAUGUCAAAAAGAGUCAA